AUGCCGCUUGUGGUGCAUACUGUACGUGUGGAAGAAGUGAGCCCCCGUGCGUUGCUAGCUAGGGUUAAUUGAAUUUUGUGGUUCUGUCUUUUCGCUUACGGUUGAUUCAGCUGUUCAACUCGUGAACAACGAAGAGCUGUGUUAUUUGUCGCGAGACGCUACAGAAACCAAGCACACACAUUAAACCGAGUUUAGUGACUGCAUUCCAAGGCGCCAACUGGCCGGCAAAUCGCGCCCAUGCGAUUGGCCAUAGGCUCGCGUAUGGAGCCAUUGUAGAGCGACAACAAUUGUUUCGAAAAGAGUUUUGUUUGUCUGAUGAGUUGUGCGACAAAAACAAAUAAAAAAUUCGCUCAUAUUUUGCGCAGUGGUAUACAUAUAGGGGGCCUCUUAGGGAGCAGAUAAAGGAAGGCAGAGAAAGUUGUUACCUGUUAAAAUCUAGCGGAAAGACAGCGCACGGAGACAAAUAACAUGUCAUCAGAUAAUUCGCGGGCCCGUCCCAAUUAUACACUCAAAUUCACAUUAGCAGGCCAUACAAAAGCCGUCAGCUCUGUUAAAUUCUCGCCCGAUGGCGAAUGGCUAGCUUCAAGCAGUGCUGACAAACUGAUCAAGAUCUGGGGUGCCCGCGAUGGAAAAUUCGAAAAGACGAUCUCCGGGCACAAACUGGGCAUUUCUGAUGUGGCUUGGUCGAAUGAUUCCCGCCUGUUGGUGUCAGCCAGUGACGACAAGACACUCAAGAUCUGGGAGCAUACAUCGGGUAAGUGUUUAAAAACGCUAAAAGGCCAUAGCAACUAUGUAUUCUGUUGCAACUUUAACCCUCAGAGCAAUUUGAUUGUGUCCGGCUCGUUUGACGAAUCUGUCCGAAUCUGGGACGUAAAGACUGGUAAAUGCUUGAAGCCGCUUCCGGCCCAUAGUGACCCUGUAUCAGCUGUACACUUUAAUCGUGACGGAAGUCUAAUUGUGUCUUCCUCGUACGAUGGUCUAUGCCGUAUCUGGGAUACAGCGUCAGGUCAGUGUCUAAAGACGUUGAUUGACGAUGACAAUCCGCCAGUUUCAUUUGUCAAGUUUUCCCCGAACGGAAAGUAUAUACUGGCCGCCACCCUCGAUAACACCUUGAAGCUUUGGGAUUACUCGAAGGGCAAAUGUCUUAAAACAUAUACGGGACACAAAAACGAGAAGUAUUGUAUCUUCGCGAACUUCUCUGUUACUGGCGGAAAAUGGAUCGUAUCCGGCAGUGAAGACAAUAUGGUCUACGUGUGGAACCUACAGACAAAAGAAAUCGUCCAAAAGCUACAAGGUCAUACAGAUGUUGUUUUAUGUACGGCUUGUCACCCGACGGAGAACCUCAUCGCAUCGGCAGCACUUGAAGGCGAUAAAACCAUCAAACUCUGGAGGAGUGAUACUUAAAUUAUGAUGGCAUAUUAAAUUGAAUUUCCGCCGGCUUCAAUGCAUUAUGAAAUUUGACAAAAGGAAAAGCCAUGCAGUACCUUGCAUCGGCUGCACCGGGAAAA
Messenger RNA from Varroa destructor (honeybee mite), 1508 nucleotides. It is a transcript of the gene wds, whose product is annotated as WD repeat-containing protein wds. Gene Ontology annotation, cellular component: Set1C/COMPASS complex. The record is from RefSeq and is a predicted model, not a curated record. Gene Ontology annotation, molecular function: histone binding. Lineage: Eukaryota; Metazoa; Arthropoda; Arachnida; Mesostigmata; Varroidae.